Molecule: messenger RNA, 843 nt
Organism: Cryptococcus wingfieldii CBS 7118
Lineage: Eukaryota; Fungi; Basidiomycota; Tremellomycetes; Tremellales; Cryptococcaceae
Product: defective in Cullin neddylation protein 1
Exons: 7
Coding region: 1-843 (280 amino acids)
Biological process (GO): positive regulation of ubiquitin-protein transferase activity; protein neddylation
Cellular component (GO): ubiquitin ligase complex
Molecular function (GO): ubiquitin conjugating enzyme binding; ubiquitin-like protein binding; cullin family protein binding
Source: RefSeq, a predicted model, not a curated record
AUGCUCACACCGCCACAGCCUCCCAGCUCGAGCGUACUGAACCAGCAGUUCCGAGCCAUCACAGGUGCCUCGGCGGCAGAGGCGACGAGGUACAUCAAGAAGUACAAGUCUGUUGAGAAUGCCGUGGACGCUUAUUAUAACGACAACGACGAUGAGCCUUUUGCUGUUGCGGACCCUGCUCAAGAGAAGAAGCUCGGGGCUAUCUGGGAAAAGUACAAGGAUGAGAGCAACCCCAAGCUGAUCACGAUUGAGGGUACUCUGCAACUGUGCGAGGAACUUGGUAUCGACCCCGAGAAUGACUCUGUGCUUUUCUGCCUCGCGGCUGACCUAGGAUCCAAGGUCACCGGUGAAUGGGAAAAGGCUCCCUUCGUGGCCGGUAUCCAAAGCUACCCCGGCACCAUCGACACCAUCCCCAAGCUCAAAAAUUACCUCCCCACCCUCCGUACAAAGCUCAAUACCGAUCCCGUCUACUUCAAAAAGAUCUACACCCAUGCUUUCACGCUCGGCAAGGGGUCCAACGAGAUGACUCGUUCCCUUGCUCUUGAAACUGCUAUCCCCUUCUGGAGUCUCUUCUUCCCCCCCGCCUUCAACUCGACCCCCUCCGCCCUCUCUCAUGUCCCUGACAACUCUCCACCCCAAUUCACUCAACCCGAACUUGAUCUCUGGAUAGAGUUUGUCACCCAGAAGAACAGAGCCAUCUCGAAAGAUACCUGGUCUCUUUUGGUCGACUUUGCAAGACAGAUAGACAAGGAAUUCAAGGAGUAUGAUGAAAUGGCGGCGUGGCCGUCGAUGAUUGACGAGUUUGUAGAGUAUGCGAGGGAGAAGAAGGGAACUCGGGUGUGA